CGCCGCGCCGCCUCAGCUGCGCCCGCCCGGCCACGUCCGCGCCGGGGCCAUGGGCUGCCCGCUGCUGCGGCUGGCGCUGCUGGUGCUGCUGGCGCCCCGCGGCCGCGCCUGGGACAGCGGCGACCUGGAGCUGUUCGACCUGGUGGAGGAGGUGCCGCGCAACUUCUACGACUUCCUGGGGGUGCAGCAGGAUGCUUCAUCAGCAGAUAUUCGGAAAGCAUAUAGGAAGCUUUCACUGAUUUUACACCCAGACAAGAACAAAGAUGAAAAUGCAGAAACACAGUUUAGGCAAUUGGUGGCUAUCUAUGAGAUUUUAAAGGAUGAAGAAAGAAGGAAGAGGUAUGAUGAUAUUCUGAUCAAUGGACUACCAGAUUGGCGACAGCCUGUAUUCUACUACAGGCGGGUGAGAAAAAUGAGCAAUGCUGAGCUGGCAUUACUCUUGUUCAUUAUACUCACAGUGGGUCAUUAUGCUGUGGUUUGGUCAAUCUACCUGGAAAAACAGCUGGAUGAACUGCUUAGCAGAAAAAAGAGGGAGAAGAAGAAAAAAACGGGAGGCAGAAGUGAUGAAGCAAAACUUGCUGCUCCUGAAAAAAAUGAAAGAGCACUGGACAAACCACAGUGGCAUGACUUACUUCCAUGCAAGCUGGGAAUAUGGUUCUGUCUCACUGUGAAAGCUUUGCCUCAGCUAUUCCAGGAUGCCAGACAAUUAUAUGUAGAAUAUAAAGAAACAAAAAUGAAGGAGAAAGAAGAUGCCCUGGCUAAGGCUGAACUUGAAACACUGCAGAAAGAGAAGAAGCCUAAAGUCAAGAAACCAAAAUCUGAAUUCCCUGUAUACACUGUUCUGGAAUCAAGUGCAUACAUGCCAUCCUAUGACCAUGGAGCUUCUAUAGAAGAGAUCGAGGAACAGAUGGAUGACUGGUUGGGAAACAGGAACAGAACACACAAAAAGAAGGCACCUGAAUGGACAGAAGAGGACCUCAGCCAGCUGACAAGAAGUAUGGUUAAGUUCCCAGGGGGGACCCCAGGUCGAUGGGAAAAGAUUGCUCACGAAUUGGGUCGAUCAGUGGCAGAUGUCACCAUGAAAGCCAAACAGGUGAAGGACUCUGUGACGUAUACACCAGGUGUCACCAGGCUCUCCGAGCUUAAAACCUUGGCCCAGAAUUCCAAGAAUGCCAAAGUCUCCAUGAAUCUACCAGAUCACAUCAUCACGCAGAGGGAAAGAGAGGAGGAAGAGGAGGAGGAGGAGGGGAACUUCAGUCACAGCCCAGAACAGACAGGUGCCCAAACAGACCCCAAGGAGGGCAGUGCUGGUGAGACCAGGCAUCGCAGGCGGAAGGUUCCCAAAGCACCCGAAAUGGUGCCAGCAGCAACAAAAGAGGGAUUGGAGGAGAAGGGCAGAGGGAGACGCCAGAAGGAUUUCGAUAACACAGAACAGGAGGAAGAAAGCGAUGACGAGGGCAGAAAAAGAGAGAAGAGCCGUGCCUUAGAAGAACUGUGGACUCAGAACCAACAGAAGCUUCUGGAAAUGGCCUUGCAGCAGUAUCCAAAGGGAACGUCGGACCGCUGGGACAAAAUAGCAAAAUGCGUUCCUGGAAAAAGCAAGGAGGAGUGUAUAGCAAGAUACAAGUUGCUUGUUGAACUGGUACAAAAGAAAAAAAUGGCCAAAAGCUGAGUGCUCUGAGCAGAAGAAUCUACAUCAUCUUUGUCAAAAUGGGGUUGUAAAACUUGUAUGCAGGAAACUGCAUUUUUGUACCUCGGUAUUUCUAUACGUCACGUGCCUUAGUAAAAGAAAGUAUCAAUAAAUCUUUUGCCAUCUUACCAA
This is a messenger RNA of Lagopus muta (rock ptarmigan), 1822 nucleotides long. It is a transcript of the gene DNAJC1, whose product is annotated as DnaJ heat shock protein family (Hsp40) member C1. The transcript is spliced from 12 exons. Gene Ontology annotation, cellular component: endomembrane system. The record is from RefSeq and is a predicted model, not a curated record. Bases 50 to 1672 code for a protein of 540 amino acids. Lineage: Eukaryota; Metazoa; Chordata; Aves; Galliformes; Phasianidae.